AGAGAGCCAUUGCCCUAAGAGGUCCGACUCGUGAGGAAACACAGCUGUGUGACUUUGGUUCCGACUACGAAUGGACGCUUUGCUCAAGAAAAUAAAGUGAUCUGUGGGACUUUCAGUUUCGAUUCCGAAGAAAACCGUCUCAUGAUGUCGCUAUAUGAAGAUAUUGUGAAGUUCGUCUCGAUUAACCUUAAAUGCCCUAUAUGUAUGGAGAUUUUCACAAAGCCGGUUACACUAGUAUGUGGGCAUAACUAUUGUCAGAAGUGCAUUUAUGCAUGUUGGGCAAAGAGCAGCGCAAGAAGGGAUUGCCCACAUUGCCGUGCAGAUGUGAGCAGUAGUAAACUAGAGAUGAAUUUCACUCUGUGUGACAUACUGGAAUUACAGGACCUUGGUGGUCGCGAGAAAUGGGAGCAAAUUCUGGCAGAAGCAGAUCAAACGCCACACGCUACGAGAACUGUUACAAGAGUGGAUAGUUUAACGAAACGUCUGGAUUGGUUAAAAGCUGAGAUCAAAAAGACGGAAGCAACACUUUCAGCUGAACUAAAAUCAAAUCAGCCUUGUGAGGAUGGCAUUUAUAAUUCCUCAAUUGUUCCGAUGGAUGUUUCCAGUUCGUCUUUAGACAGUGAUGCUUCAAGUUGCUAUGCUGGCAUAAGUUUGAGUCAGACAUCAUGGGAUUUACCUUCUCAGUCUGAAGAGGAGAGUUCACAGGAGUUUGUAGACGAGGCUCCAGAGAAUUCAGAAUCUCUGUUUGAGGAUGCUCACCUCACUCCCAGUGCUGGAGCACAGCAGCGCAACAGAGACAGUGCUGAGGCUGGUCUUCAUGCAGAGUUCGUUGAGCUUACUUUUUCUCCCCAGCUGGGAAACAGGCGGCUGGUUUUUCACACGGAGAGCCGCAGAGUAGAAACACACCCGGGGCACCAAGCAAGAACCUCACACGGGCGUUUUGAUGCCUGUCAGUGGAUGGCGGAGCAGGAAUUCAGAGGAGAGUGGGUUUACUGGGACGUGGAUACCACAUUCAGCACUGGAUGGGCUGUUGGUGUGGCAUAUCCCAGUCUGAAGCGUAACGAGAGGUUGGGAAGAACACCCUCAUCUUGGUGUUUGGAGUGGAGCAGUGGGCAACUGAAUGCUUGGCACAAUAAUUUAAAAACCUCUGUUAAGCAUAGUAUCCAUAAUGGGAUCAGAGUCAUUCUGGACAUGCCAAAAAAACAGUUGUCCUUUCAGAGUCUGUGCAAUAGCCAGCUUGAAUUACACAUUUUCCAGGUGGAUUCUUCUGGCCCUUUCAUACCUGUCUUCUGGCUUUAUGGACUGUCACAUAAUGCCUUAACCUUUCCUAGACAUUGAGUUCAGGAUAACAUAGAUCUGUAGCAUUUACACUUUAUACUUUUUACACUCUAUUUUGUUUACAUAAUAUGCAUUCUAUUACUAGUACUAUAUAAAUCUAUACUAUAUGAAUCUUGAAUUUUCUUUUUUUUUUAUUUUUUUUUAUAACAUACAUGUCUAAUUUGGCUUUCUGGCUUUUAACCAUUUAGCCACACAUCCAUAUUAUUCUAGGACUGAAGAAUGUCCCUUUUAUACUAUCCUGGUUAAUUCUACAAUUUUAGAUUGCAAUACUGCUAAUAUUUUUGGCUCCUUUAUGAUGCUUUCUUCUUCUUCAUUGUAUUUUGGGCACUUUAGAUAAAAGUUAAAAUUUACAUGUAUAAAUGACUGCUGUAACAUACUGUAAUCUUAAUAAGUCCAAAUGGGUGCCCUAAGCAGGAUUGUAUUGUUGUGCCCCCUUCCUCAAAUUUGAUGAUGGAAAAAAACAACAACUAUGGGGUGAAAAUAGAACUUUAAUCAAAUAAAAAAGUAAAUGAAUAAAUUUUAUUAUUUACAAAUUGCAAUUGUAGCUCUCGACAUUUACCUAUGGCAAUAACUUUAUUAUGACUCUAAUUUAUUUUGUAGUCUCAAGCAUUCAGAAAUCAUGCAAAAGAAAGUUAAGCAGUUUUACUAUGAUAAGGGUUGUGAUAUGCAUGUUUUUUGUUGAAUAAAUUAUAAAGGCUGUGUCAUCUAUAACAAAAAGGUGUCCAAAAAUGAAAGAUUAAGUGAAUAUUUGAAUUAAAUGUUUGGUCAGUAGCCUAAACAAGGAUUUGAUUGUCCUGUAAGUUUAACAGCAGCAAUUACAUGGCAUUUUGCUCCCUUUGCAGGUAUUUGUAAUAACAUGUACAGAAAUUGUUUAUUUUGUAUUUACCUACAUUAUGUAUUUUAACAAUGUUAUACCAAUCAUUAUUGUAUCAUUGUAUUUUUAUAUAAUGCAUUUUAAGUCAUUUUAAAGGCCAUUGAGGUCUGUUUUUAUAGCAACAACACCACCACCAACAACAAAAAAUAUUACAGUAUAUUAAUACUUCUUUGUAAAUUAUUAUUUGAAGUAACAAAACCAUGGUUAAUUUGAAGUUACCAUGUCUACAAGAACGAUGAUUUGUGGUGUUAUUUUAAAAACCAUGGGUAAUCGUUUCGUAAGGCAACCUGAAAAAUAAAAACUUUCACAGGAAUUUGACUGAAAAGUGAUAAACGGGCCUUGUUUUUACCUAAUAGUUCAUCAUUUAUUUUAAUAUAUAUAAAAAAUGUUUAAAGUGUGCAUUGUUGCUGACACUUAAAUUAACACAAUAUAUCCAAUUGAAGCCGCGGCUUUCACCAUAACACGACAGUUCUUGUUAUAUGAACUCGGGAGGUGAAUUAAUUGCAUAGUUUAUCUCUGACUGCAUUCUGAUUUCGGAAUGUGAUCGCGUGUGUGGACCAAAAAUAAAUUUGCUGCUGAAAAUACAAUAUUUUAUUUUACCUGAACGAUUUAAGAUUAAAUUUAACGCUACUGAACAAAAUUCAGAGUUCUGAUCUUGUAAUAUUUAAUGUACUUAAUCGAUAUUAUAUCCACCAGUAAUAUUCAAUAUAUUAGCCACCUAGAAAUAAUACAGUGUUUUAUUUUUUGCAUUUGAAGAGCGAGAUGUUCCAUUACUGAUUGUGUUUGUAAUAUGUAGUAUUUUUUCACUUAUCUAGAGUUAUUCAUUUUGCAGGAUCAGUACAGAUUUGCUUCUGCAGAUACAGUCUGUAUAUUGUUGGAAAUUAAAAAUAAAUAAAUAAAAAAACAGUGUU
Molecule: messenger RNA, 3123 nt
Organism: Carassius gibelio (silver crucian carp)
Lineage: Eukaryota; Metazoa; Chordata; Actinopteri; Cypriniformes; Cyprinidae
Product: E3 ubiquitin/ISG15 ligase TRIM25
Exons: 5
Coding region: 142-1338 (398 amino acids)
Molecular function (GO): protein binding
Source: RefSeq, a predicted model, not a curated record